This is a messenger RNA of Cavia porcellus (domestic guinea pig), 19493 nucleotides long. RefSeq names its product adhesion G protein-coupled receptor V1 (gene Adgrv1). The transcript has 91 exons. Gene Ontology annotation, biological process: visual perception; negative regulation of adenylate cyclase activity; cellular response to calcium ion. Lineage: Eukaryota; Metazoa; Chordata; Mammalia; Rodentia; Caviidae. Gene Ontology annotation, cellular component: membrane; stereocilium; cytoplasm. The record is from RefSeq and is a predicted model, not a curated record. Bases 358 to 19323 code for a protein of 6321 amino acids. Gene Ontology annotation, molecular function: G protein-coupled receptor activity; adenylate cyclase inhibitor activity; G-protein alpha-subunit binding.
CGGACACCCCCGGAAUGCUUCAGUGAAGGCUACAAGGAACAGAGGAGACUCAGCAAACAGGUUUCCUCUCGGGAACCCCCAGACUGGCGCCCAAGGGAGCAGCCCGAGGUGGAGCUUCUGGGUGCCAGCAAGGUCUCUGCCCCCCGCAGGGCUGCUCGGCCGCGGUGGGCCCCGCCGGGAGAGUCCACUAGGGCGCGGGCAGGGUGUUCCCGCGGCGGGCCGGCGCCGAGGAGGCCGCACACCCCCCCCCGCCCCCCGUCAGGUGCGCGCGUCCGAUUGGAGCAGAGCGGCGGCCGGCGGGACGGCGGGCUCGGCCGCGGGCAGGGCGCGGGACGGCGGGCGCAGACGCGGGCGCGGAUGUCGGGGUCCCCGGAGCCAGGGAUGCUCUCUACAUCUUUCUUGGUAAAUCUCCUCUCAGCCUUUCUCAUCCCUGUCAUAUUUGGAGAAACAGAAAUAAGAUUUGCUGGACAAACACAAUUUGUUGUUAAUGAAACAAGUACAACAGUUAUCCGCCUUGUCAUUCAAAGAAUAGGGGAGCCAGCAAAUGUCACCGCGCUCGUAUCGCUGCAUGGGGAAGACACUGGCGACUUUUUGGACACCUACGCUGCAGCCUUUAUCCCUGCUGGGGAAACAAACAGGACGGUGUACAUAGCCGUGUGUGACGAUGACCUCCCGGAGCCCGAUGAGACUUUUACUUUUCACUUAACAUUACAGAAACCGUCGGCAAAUGUGAAGCUUGGGUGGCCAAGGACUGUUACUGUAACAAUAUUGUCAAAUGACAACGCGUUUGGAGUUAUUUCAUUUAAUAUGCCCCCAUCAGUCACAGUGAGGGAGCUCAGGGGCAGGAAUGAGUCUGUGCCUGUGACUCUCAUCAGGGAAAAGGGCACCUACGGGAAGGUCACUGUCACCUUUGAGGUGGAGGGUGGCCCAAACCCCCCGGAAGAAGAUUUGAGUCCAGUUAGUGGAAAUAUCACCUUUCUCCCUGGCAGAGCCACAGUAGUUUAUAACUUGACAGUACUUGAUGAUGAGGUACCAGAAAAUGAUGAGAUAUUUUUGAUUCAACUCAAAAGUGUAGAAGGAGGGGCUGAGAUUAACAUCUCUAGGAAUUCAGUUGAGAUCAUCAUUAAGAAAAAUGAUGGUCCCGUGAGAUUCUUCCAGAGCAUUUAUUUGGUACCUGAGGAAGACCACAUACUUAUAAUUCCAGUAAUUCGUGGAAAGGAUAGCGAUGGAAAUCUGAUUGGAUCCGAUGAAGAUGAAGUUUCCAUUCGAUACACAAUUAUCACGGGGAACUCAACGGCACAUGCCCAGCAAAAUUUAGACUUCAUUGAUCUUCAGGCAAACACAACUAUUGUCUUUCCACCCUUUAUUCAUGAGUCACAUCUGAAAUUUCAAAUCAUUGACGAUGCCACACCAGAGAUUGCCGAAUCAUUUCACAUCGCGUUGCUGCAGGACAGCUUACUGGGAGACGCAGUGCUGACCGGGCCUUCGGUCGUGCAAGUCACCAUUAAGGCGAAUGACAAACCUCAUGGCGUCCUCUCAUUCAGCAGUGUGUUGUUUGAAAGGCCGGUUAUAAUUGAUGAAGAUACAACAUCAAGCUCUAGACUCCAAGAGAUCUCGGUGGUUAGAAAUGGUGGCACCCACGGCAAUGUCUCUGUGAACUGGGUGCUGACACGGAAUAGCAGCGACCCCUCGCCGGUGAUAGAAGAUAUCCAGCCGAGUGCCGGGGUUCUGCACUUCGCACCUGGGCAGAUGUUGGCCUCCAUUCCCCUGACCGUCAUUGACGAUGACCUCCCGGAGGAGGCCGAAGCUUACCUACUGUGGAUCCUGCCCCACACCAUACGAGGCGGUGCCGAAGUGAGCGAGCCCGCCGAGCUUCUGUUCUACAUCCAGGAUAGUGAUGACGUUUAUGGACUAAUAACAUUUUUUCCUAUGGAAAACCAGAGGAUUGAAAGCAGUCGAGGUGAACGAUACUUAUCCCUGAGUCUCACAAGACUAGGAGGAACUAAAGGAAAUGUGCAGAUGCUUUAUUCUGCACUUUAUAUUCCGGCUGGGGCUGUGGACCCUUUCCGAGCGAAAGAUGGCAUCUUAAAUGUGUCGAGGAGAAACAGCCUCAUCUUCCCGGAACAUAGGACCCAAGUUGCGAAAAAAUUGCCCAUAAGAAAUGAUGCAUUCCUUCAAAAUGGGGCCCACUUCCUAGUGCAGUUGGACACUGUGGUAUUGGUGAACAUUUUCCCUCCAAUUCCACCUAUAAGUCCUAGAUUUGGGAAAAUCCGAAAUAUUUCUUUAGCGGUUACUCCAGCCAUUGCUAACGGAGAAAUCGGCUUUAUUAGCAAUCUUCCAAUCAUCUUACAUGAACCAGAAGAUUCUGCAGCUGAAGUGGUGUGCAUUCCUUUGCAUCGGGACGGGACUGACGGCCAGGCUACUGUCUACUGGAGUUUGAAGCCCUCCGGCUUUAAUUCCCAAGCAGUGACCAUGGAUGACAUCGGCCCCUUUAAUGGCUCUGUUGUGUUUUUAUCUGGGCAAAGUGACACAACAAUCAACAUUACUGUCAAGGGUGAUGAUGUACCAGAGAUGAAUGAAACUGUAACACUUUCUCUAGACAGGGUUAAUACAGAAAACGAGGUGCUGAAAUCUGGGUAUACUAGUCGUGACCUAAUUAUUUUGGAAAAUGAUGAUCCUGGAGGAGUCUUUGAAUUUUCUCCUGCUUCGAGAGGGCCCUAUCUUAUACAGGAAGGAGAAUCUGUGGAGCUGCACAUUACUCGAUCCCGGGGAGCUCUUGUAAAGCAGUUCCUGUACUACCGAGUAGAGCCACGAGAUAGCAAUGAAUUCUAUGGAAACACGGGGAUACUGGAAUUCAAAUCCGGGGAAAGGGAAAUAGUGAUCACUCUGCUCUCAAGACUGGAUGGUGUACCUGAGCUGGAUGAGCAUUACUGGGUGGUCCUCAGCAGCCACGGUGAAAGGGAAAGCAAGCUGGGAAGUGCUACAGUUGUCAACAUAACGAUUCUGAAAAACGACGACCCUCAUGGGGUUAUAGAAUUUGUUGCUGAUGAUCUCACUGUGACGAUAAACGAAAGCAAAGGGGAUGAUAUCUAUAAUGCUGUUUACGGUGUAAUAAGAAAUCGAGGCAACUUCGGUGAUGUUAGCGUAUUAUGGGUAGUUAGCCCCGACUUUACACAAGAUGUAUUUCCUGUACAAGGGACUGUUUUCUUUGGCGAUCAGGAAUUUUCAAAAAAUAUCACCAUCUACUCCCUUCCAGAUGAGAUUCCAGAGGAAAUGGAAGAGUUUACCAUUAUGCUACUUAAUGCAACUGGCGGAGCUAAAGUGGGAAAUAAAACAACUGCAACUCUGAGGAUUAGCAGAAACGAUGACCCUAUUUAUUUUGCAGAACCUCGUGUAGUGCGGGUUCAGGAAGGGGACACUGCUAACUUCACCGUCCUCAGAAAUGGAUCUGUGGAUGUGACCUGCUCUGUCCAGUAUGCCACCCUGGAUGGGAAGGCCACUGCAAAAGAGGGCGACUUCGUUCCCACUGAAGGAGAAACCCUCGUGUUUGACGUUGGAAGUAGAGAGCAGAGUGUGUCCGUGCAUGUUAAUGAAGAUGGUAUCCCAGAAACAGAAGAGCCCUUCUAUAUAAUCCUGUUUAACUCAACAGGUGAUACAGUAGUAUAUCAGUAUGGAAUAGCUACAGUUAUAAUUGAAGCUAAUGAUGACCCAAAUGGUAUUUUUUCUCUGGAACCCAUAGACAAGACUGUAGAAGAAGGAAAGACUAAUGCAUUUUGGAUUUUGAGGCACCGAGGAUGCUUUGGAAAUGUGUCUGUGGGCUGGCAGCUGUUUCAGAAUGACUCUGCUCUGCAGCCCGGACAGGAGUUCUACGAAACCUCAGGGACCAUUCAGUUCAUGGAUGGAGAAGGAAUGAAACCAGUCAUUCUCCAUGCUUUUCCAGACAGUAUUCCUGAAUUCAAUGAAUUUUUUGUUCUAAAGCUCAUAAACAUUUCAGGUGGCUCCCCAGGUCCUGGGGGCCAGCUAGCAGAAACUAACCUGCAGGUGACGGUGAUGAUUCCAUUCAAUGAUGAUCCCUUUGGGAUUUUCAUCUUGGACCCAGAGUGUUUAGAGAGAGAAGUGGCAGAAGAUGUCCUGUCAGAAGAUGAUAUGUCUUAUAUUACCAACUUCACCAUUUUGAGGCAGCAGGGCGUGUUUGGUGAUGUUCGAGUAGGCUGGGAAAUACUGUCCAGUGCAUUUCCUGCUGGUUUGCCACCCGUAGUGGACUUUCUACUGGUUGGAAAUUUCCCCAACACUGUACAGUUACAACCGCACAUGCGACGUCACCAUAGCGGAACAGAUGCUUUGUACUUCAGUGGACUAGAGGGAUCAUUUGGGACUGUUAAUCCAAAAUACCAUCCCUCCAGGAACAACACAAUUGUAAACUUUACAUUUUCAGCUUGGGUAAUGCCUAAUGGUAGAACAAAUGGGUUUGUCAUAGCAAAGGAUGAUGGUAAUGGAAGCAUCUACUAUGGGGUAAAAAUUCAAACUAAUGAAUCCCAUGUGGCACUUUCCCUUCAUUAUAAAACUUUGGGAUCAAAUGCUACAUACAUUGCCAAGACAACAGUCAUGAAAUAUUUAGAAGAAGGUGUUUGGCUUCAUCUUCUAAUUAUCCUGGAUGAUGGUAUAAUUGAAUUCUACCUGGAUGGAAAUGCAAUGCCCAGAGGAAUCAAGAGCCUGAAAGGAGAAGCCAUAACUGAUGGUCCUGGAGUCCUGAGAAUCGGGGCAGGCAUUAAUGGCCACGACAGAUUUACGGGUGUGAUGCAGGACGUGAGGGCCUAUGACCGGAAACUGACCCUUGAAGAAAUUUAUGAGCUUCAUACUAUGCCUGCAAAGAAUGAUUUACACCCCAUUUCUGGAUAUCUGGAGUUCAGACAGGGAGAAACUAACAAAUCGUUUAUUGUUUCUGCAAGAGAUGACAACAAAGAGGAAGGAGAAGAAUUAUUCUUUCUUAAAUUAGUCUCUGUAUAUGGAGGAGCUCACAUUUCUGAAGAAAAUACUACUGCAAAGUUAAUAAUACAAAAGAGUGACAAUGCCAAUGGGCUGUUUGGUUUCACAGGAGCUUGUAUACCAGAGAUCGCAGAGGAGGGAUCUACCAUUUCAUGUGUGGUGGAGCGCACGAGGGGAGCCCUGGACUACGUGCGUGUGUUUUACACCAUCUCACAGAUCGAAUCUGAAGGCAUUAAUUACCUUGUAGACGAUUUUGCUAAUGUCAGUGGAGCUAUCACCUUCCUUCCUUGGCAGAGAUCUGAGGUCUUGAAUAUAUAUGUUCUUGAUGAUGAUAUUCCUGAGCUUAAUGAAUAUUUUCGGGUGACCCUGGUUUCUGCGGUUCCUGGAGAUGGGAAGCUAGGUUCAACUCCCACCAGUGGCGCCAGCAUAGAUCCUGAGAAGGAAACCACAGAUAUCACCAUUAAAGCUAGUGAUCAUCCCUAUGGCUUGCUGCAGUUCUCCACAGAGCCGCCUCCCAGGCCCGAGGACCCAAUGAGCCUGCCUGCCAGCAGCGAGCCACAUCUCACAGUGCAGGAGGAGGACGGAGAAGUCCAGCUGCUGGUCGUCCGUGCGCAGGGCCUUCUGGGAAGGGUGACUGCGGAGUUCAGAACCGUGUCCCUGACAGCAUUCAGUCCAGAGGACUACCAGAGUGCUGCUGGCACAUUAGAAUUUCAACCAGGAGAAAGAUAUAAGUACAUUUUUGUCAACAUCACUGAUAAUUCUAUCCCUGAACUGGAGAAGUCUUUUAAAGUUGAGUUGUUAAACUUGGAGGGAGGAGUGGCUGAAGUCCUUAGGGUUGAUGGCAGUGGUAGUGGUGACGGGGACAUGGAGCCCUUCUUCCCAGCCAUCCACAGACGUGCCAGCCUAGGAGUGGCUUCCCAGAUCCUGGUGACAAUCGCGGCCUCUGACCACGCACACGGCCUGUUUGAAUUUAGCCCUGAGUCGCUCUUCCUCAAUGGAACUGAACCAGAAGAUGGGCACAGCACGGUCCUGUUGAAAGUGAUAAGGAGUCAUGGAGCUCUGUCCCAGGUGACCUUGCAUUGGAGCAUAGACUCCGACCCAGACGGUGAUCUGGCCUUCACCUCCGGCAACGUCACUUUUGAGGUCGGGCAGAAGCAUGCCCAUAUCACAGUGGAAAUCCUGCCAGAUGAAGAUCCCGAGCUGGAUAAGGCCUUCUCGGUGUCAAUCCUCAAUGUCUCCAGGGGCACCUUAGGAGUUCACACUAAUGCCACGCUGAUAGUUUUGGCCAGUGAUGAUCCUUAUGGGGUAUUCAUUUUUUCUGCAGAAAAUAGACCUGUUAUAGUUGAGGAAGCGCCCCAGAAUGUCACAUUAUCAAUAAUCAGGUUGAAAGGCCUCCUGGGGAAAGUCAGAGUCUCUUACACAACAGUCGACGAUAUGGAAACACCAUCUUAUUUUCCACCUAAUUUAGCCAGAGCAACCCAAGGACAGGACUAUGCAUCUGCUUCCGGAUUCACUCUUUUCAGAGCUAAUCAGAGUCAAGCAACCAUCACUAUUUCAAUUUUGGAUGAUGAUGAACCAGAAAAGUCAGAGUCUGUGUUUAUUGAGCUACUCGAUUCAGUUUUAAUGGAAAAAGUGCAGAAUCGCCCGAUUCCAGACUCUCCUCGGCUUGGGCCUCAGGUAGAAACCAUAGCUCACAUAAUCAUCCUCGCCAAUGAUGAUGCCUUUGGAAUCCUUCAGCUCUCGGCCUCAGUUGUCCGAGUGGCGGAAAAUCACGUCGGACCCAUCAUCAACGUGACUCGGAUAGGAGGGGCUUUUGCAGAUGUUUCCGUGAAGUUUAAAGCCGUACCAGUAACUGCGAUUGCUGGUGAAGAUUACAGCAUAGCUUCGUCAGAUGUGGUCUUGCUGGAAGGGGAGACCAGUAAGGCUGUGCCUGUGUACAUCAUCAACGACAUCUACCCUGAGCUGGAGGAAACGUUCCUCAUACAGCUGCUGAAUGAGACAACGGGGGGAGCUAGGCUCGGGACCCUGACAGAGGCGGUCAUUACCAUUGAGGCUUCUGACGACCCCUAUGGAUUAUUCGGUUUUCAGAUUACUAAAUUUAUUGUAGAGGAACCUGAGUUUAACUCAGUGAAGGUAAACCUGCCAAUAAUUCGAAAUUCUGGGACACUCGGCACUGUUACUGUUCAGUGGGUUGCCACCAUUAAUGGACAGCUUGCUACUGGCGACCUGCGAGUUGUCUCAGGUAAUGUGACCUUUGCCCCUGGGGAAACCAUUCAAACCUUGUUGUUAGAGGUCCUGGCUGACGACGUUCCGGAGAUUGAAGAGGUUAUUCAAGUGCAACUAACUGAGGCCUCAGGUGGAGGUACUAUUGGGUUAGAUCACAUGGCAAAUAUUAUUAUUCCCGCCAAUGAUAACCCUUAUGGUACAGUAGCCUUUGUCCGGUCGGUUUAUCGCGUUCAAGAGCCCCUGGAAAGAAGUUCCUGUGCUAACAUAACUGUCAGGCGAAGCGGAGGGCGCUUUGGCCAGCUGCUGCUGCUCUACAGUACCUCUGAUAUUGAUGUAGUGGCCUUUGCGGUUGAGGAAGGUCAAGAUUUACUGUCCUACUAUGAGUCGCCAGUGCAAGGGGUUCCUGACCCGCUUUGGAGGACGUGGGUGAACAUCUCCGCCGUAGGCGAGCCCCAGGACACCUGCGCUGCCUUGUGCCUCCGAGAACAGGCUUGCUCGGCCUUUUCAUUUUUUAGUGCCGCUAAAGGUCCACAGUGUUUUUGGAUAACAUCAUGGAUCAGUCCAACCAUUAACAGUUCAGACUUCUGGACCUACAGGAAAAACACGACCAGGGUAGCGUCCCUCUUUAGUGGUCAGGCUGUAGCCGGCAGUGACUAUGAACCCGUGACCAGGCAGUGGGCCAUCAUGCUGGAAGGUGAUGAAUUUGCAAAUCUCACAGUUUCUAUUCUUCCCGAUGAGCUUCCAGAAAUGGAUGAGAGUUUCCUCAUUUCUCUCCUUGAAGUUCAUCUUGUGAACAUCACGGCCAGUUUUAAAAAUCAGCCAACCAUAGGACAGCCGAAUACUUCCACAGUAGUCAUAGCACUCAAUGGCGAUGCCUUUGGGGUGUUUGUGAUCUACAGUAUGGCUCCAAACGCCUCAGAAGAUGGAUUGUUUGUGGAAGUUCAGGAACAGCCACAAACCUUGGUGGAGCUGGUGAUCCUCAGGACGGGAGGCAGCUUAGGGCAGGUGACCGUGGAAUGGCGCGUCGUUGGCGGGACAGCUACUGAAGGUUUAGAUUUUACAGGUGCUGGAGACAUUCUGACUUUUGCCGAAGGUGAAACCAAAAAAACAGCCAUUCUGACCAUUUUGGAUGACUCCGAGCCAGAAGACGAUGAAAGCAUCAUAGUUAGUUUGGUGCACACAGAAGGUGGAAGUAGGAUUCUGCCCAGCUCUGACACUGUGAGAGUGAACAUUCUGGUCAACGACAAUGUGGCAGGAGUCCUUAGUUUUCAGAUGGCCUCCCGGUCUGUCAUAGGUCACGAAGGAGAAAUUUUGCAAUUCCAUGUGAUAAGAACCCCUCCUGGUCGAGGAAAUGUUACUGUUGACUGGAAAAUUAUUGGGCAAAAUCUAGAACUCAAUUUUGCUAACCUUACCGGACAACUCUUCUUUCAUGAGGGGACACUGAAUAAAACAAUAUUUGUGCAUCUGCUGGAUGACAACAUUCCAGAGGAAAAAGAAGUAUACCAAGUCAUUUUGUAUGACGUCAGGACACAAGGGGUUCCGCCUGCAGGAAUGGCUCUCCUAGAUACACAAGGAUACGCCGCUGUCUUGACCGUCGAAGCCAGCGAUGAACCGCAUGGAGUUUUGAAUUUUGCUCUUUCGUCCCGAUUUGUUUUACUGCAGGAGGCUGACAUGACGAUUCAGCUUUUCAUCAAUCGAGAGUUUGGAUCUCUAGGGGCCGUCAAUGUCACCUAUGCCACUGUACCCGGAACGCUGAGUCUGAGGAAUCAGACGGAAGGAAACCUAGCAGAGCCGGGAGCCGAUUUCAUCCCGGCGGUAGGCUUUCUGGUUUUAGAAGAAGGGCAGACGGCAGCGGCCAUCAACAUUACAAUCCUUGAGGAUGCUAUACCGGAGCUGAAAGAAUACUUCCUGGUGAAUUUAACUUCGGUUGAGCUCAUCAUGGCUCCUGUAACUUCAUUUCCUCCCAGACUAGAAAAGACUCAGUUAAUUCAUUACAGACUGAAAGAUUCAGAAGGCUUGACUGCACAGAUCAUCAUUGAUGCCAGCGAUGGUGCCCGGGGUGUGGUCGAGUGGCAGCGGAGCAGCUUUGAAGUAAGCGAAUCCCACGGAAGUGUGACCUUGGCAGCCCAGAGGGGCAGAGAGGCCCUGGGCCAGGUGUCCUUGUUCGUGUAUGCCCAGAAUGUGGAGGCCCAGCUGGGGCAGGACUACAUCUUCACACCCAUGAUUCUUCAUUUUGCUGAUGGAGAAAGGUAUAAAAAUGUAGACAUUGUGAUCCUGGAUGACGACAUUCCAGAAGGAGAUGAAAAAUUUCAGCUCAUAUUGACAAAUCCUUCUCCUGGACUGGAGCUGGGGGAGAAUACAAUAGCGGUGAUCACCAUCCUGGCCAACGACGAUGGCCCUGGGGUCCUCUCCUUUAACAACAGCCUGCACUUCCUCCUGCGGGAGCCGGCAGCUGGCCACGCACAGGAGAGCGUGGCGGUGCUGCACGUGGUGCGGGAGCCCGCGCACGGGCUGUUCGGGACGGUGACUGUGCAGUUCGUGGUGACCGGAGUGAACUCCUCAGAGGAGUCCAGGGACCUCAUGCCUUCCAGCGGCUACAUUGUUUUGGAAGCAGGAGUCCGAGUCAAGGCCCUACACAUAGCUGCCAUAUUAGACACGGAACCAGAAAUGGAUGAACAUUUUGUCUGCACCUUGUUCAACCCAACUGGAGGUGCUAGGCUAGGGGAACGUGUGCAAACCCUGAUAACAGUUUUGCAAAACCAGGCCCCUUUGGGGCUAUUCAGUAUCUCUGCUGUGGAAAAUAGAGCCACCUCUGUUAACAUUGAAGAAGCCAACAGGGCUGUGUAUUUGAAUGUAUCACGUAUGAAUGGCAUUAAUUUAGCUGUGAGCGUGCAGUGGGAGACAGUAUCUGAGACAGCCUUUGGAAUGAGAGGAAUGGAUGUUGUUUUUUCCAUAGUUCAAAGUUUUUUGAACGAGUCAGCUACUGGCUGGUGUUUUUUUACUUUGGAAGAUUCAGUGUAUGGUGUAAUGUUAAGAAAAUCGUCAUUCACGCUUUAUCGAUGGCAAGGGAUUUUUAUUCCACUUCAGGAUGUAAAUAUAGAAAAUCCUAAAGUAUGUGAAGCCUUUCAUAUUGAUCAUUCCCCCUACGUUGUGAUCACUCAUAAAGAAAGAAAUGGAGAAAAACCUUCUGCUAAUAGUGUGUACACAUUAACAUCUGGAUUCAAAUUAUUACUGGUUCAAACAAUUAUUACUUUGGAAAGUUCUCAAGUGAGAUAUUUUACUGCAGACAAUCAAGAUUAUUUAAUUGUUGCAAGUCAAAGAAAUGAUUCCGAAUUAACUCAGGUCUUCCGAUGGAACCAAGGAAGCUUCGUGCUGCAUCAGAAGCUCCCCGUGCAGGGGGUGCUGGCCGUGGCCCUGUUCAGCAGAGGUGGCUCUGAGUUCCUGGCCAUCUCGCAGGCCGACCCUCGGCUCGCAGCCCUCAUCUUCCGGUGGUCGGGUGGUGCCUUCGUUAACUCGCAAGAGGUGCCUGUCACAGGGGCAGCACGACUAGAGGCUUUGUCUGCAGGCAAUGAUGUUUACUUAAUUGUUGCCAAAGAUCUCUCUCUAGGAAAUGAGAACUCAGUCGACAUUUUUGUCUGGGAGACAGGACAGCCUUCUUUCAGGUAUUUCCAGUCCCUGGAUGUGGCCACCGUGAAGGGAAUCCAUUCCUUCACACCAGCCUCGGGAAUAGCUCACGUACUCCUGACUGGCCCAGAGGCGUCUGCACUUUACUGCUGGGAUUCAGGGCGAAACCUGUUCUCCUUCCUGCUGGAAGCUCCUCCUGCUCAGGCUGCAGCCUCUGUCACAGUGAGGUCUCUUAAUUCAAGCAAGAGCUUACUCUGGGUGGCCGAUGCCUCAGAGGCCCACCUGUUGGAGCUGUCCUCGGUCUCCAGCCAGUCCGAUUUUGUUCCCAGCUCAGGUGAACUGGUGUUUGGACCUGGUGACAGAGAGGCUAUAAUAGCCGUGAAUAUCCUGGAUGACUCGGUCCCAGAAGAGGAGGAGUCCUUCCGAGUGCAGCUUAGAAACCCCACGGGAGGGGCAGAGAUCGGUAGUCAAGGCUCUGUGAGGAUCACCAUCCUGUCUAACGAUGACGCCUACGGAGUGGUUGCAUUUGCCCAGAAUUCAUUAUAUAAGCAAGUGGAGGAAAUGGAGCAAGACAGCCUGGUCACCUUGAAUGUGGAGCGCUUAAAAGGAACCUACGGGCGUGUGACGGUGGCGUGGGCAGCCGAUGGGAGUGUCGGUGACAUAUUUCCUACCUCGGGAGUGAUUUCAUUUGCUGAGGGCCAGGUGCUGUCCACCAUCACUCUGACCAUCCUUGCUGAUGACACGCCGGAGUUAUCCGAGGUGGUGACCGUGACACUCACCAACAUUACCACAGAAGGUGUCGGCGACCCCGCCAAAGGUGCCACCAUCGACCUGCAAAGACACAAGUCCUUGAUCACCACGUUGGCCAGCGACUACCCCUACGGCCUGGUGGGCUGGCACACGGGGUCUCUCUUCACUCGAGUGGUGGAGCCUACAGAGAACAACACCAUUCUUCCAUUGAAAAUUGUUCGAGAUAAAGGACUCUUUGGAGACAUUGCCAUUCACUUGAUAGCUAAACCUAAUUUCUUACUGCACAUCAAUAAUCAAGCUACUGAGAAUGAAGAUUAUGUCUUACAAGAAACAAUAAUAAUAAUGAAAGAAAAUGUAAAAGAAACUCAUGCCAAAGUUGCCAUUUUGCCAGACGAUGCUCCCGAGCUGGAGGAGGGAUUCGUGGUGACUAUCACCGAGGUGACCCUGGUCAACCCCGACUUCCCUGCCGAGCAGCCGCGUGUGCGCAGACCUGGACGGGAAAUGGCCGAAAUAGUGAUCGAAGAAAAUGACGACCCCAGAGGCAUCUUUAAGUUUCACAUUACCAGGGACCUCAGCAGCGGAGCUGUCACUGCCCACGAGCUGCCCCCGCCCCUGGGCGUGCUCCAGGUCCCUGUGGUGCGGCUGGCCGGGAGCUUCGGCCCCGCGAGCGUCCACUGGAGAGCCUCACCGGGCAGCGCCGGCGCCCAGGACUUCACACCGUCACACGGGACGCUGGAGUUCGCAGACGGCCAAGUUACUGCAGUGAUAGAAAUCACCAUCAUUGACGAUGCUGAGCACGAAGCUGCGGAGAUGUUCAGCCUGGCCUUGACCAGCGUGUCGGGAGGCGGCGCCCUCGGUGACGAUGUUCUGUUAACCAUUGUUAUCCCACAAAAUGACUCGCCAUUCGGAGUAUUUGGCUUUGAAGAGCAAACUGUGAUGGUUGAUGAGCCCCUUUUGUCUGAUGACCCUGAUUCCUAUGUGACACUGAGGGUCGUCCGGUCCCUGGGAGGGAGAGGAGCCGUCCAACUUCAGUGGAUGUUGGAGGACAAAGCGAAGGAUGUCCUCAGCCCUCUGAAGGGGAUACUCCACUUUGAUGAGAUGGAGUCCCAGAAGACCAUCGUCCUGAACACACUCCAGGACACCACGUGGGACAAGGACAGGCGCUUCACCAUUCAGCUGACAGCACCCGCCGAGGUGGAAAUAUCUCCAGUCAAAGGUCGAGCAUCGAUCAUCAUGCGAAGAGAAAAGACAGCAUCGGGGGAAGUUGGGGUCGCCCUGUCAUCCAGGCAUAUCCUCAUUGGGGAGCCCUUGGCCACCUACAAUGGCACCGCUGUCAUCAGCCUCAUCCGUGGCCCUGCGCUCUGGGGGGAGGUGACAGUGUGGUGGAGAAUCUUCCCUCCUUCUGUGGGGGAGUUUGCCGAAACCUCAGGGAAGCUGACCAUGCAGGAAGGACAGUCGACAGCCAUCGUGGUCAUACAGGCUCUGAAUGAUGACAUCCCCGAGGAGAAGCGUGUCUAUGAGUUCCAGCUCACAGACGUCAGCGAGGGUGCCGGGCUGAGCACCUCCAGUCACAUGGCCAGUAUCACCAUGGUGGCCAGUGAUGCCCCGUAUGGCCACUUUGCCUUUUCCCAGGAACAGCUGUGGGUGUUGGAGGAAGUGCAGAAGAUAAACGUCACAGUGGCCCGGGCAGGCGGUUGCCUCGGCCUGGUGAGGCUGUGGUUCCAGACGGCGGGCGGCACCGCAGAUGCAGGUGUGGACUUCAUCCCCGCAGCUGGGCAGCUCCUCUUCGGGGUGGGAGAGAUGGCCAAAGAGCUGCAGGUCGAGAUCCUUGACGAUGACCACCCCGAAGGCCCUGAGGACUUUUCUCUAGCAAUUGUAAAGGUGGAGCUACAAGGCAGAGGGUAUGAUUUUACCAUCCAAGAAAAUGGACUACAGAUAGAUCAACCUCCUGAAAUCGGGAACAUUUCCACGGUUCAAAUCAUAAUAAUGCAAAAUGAUAAUGCAGAGGGCAUCAUUGAAUUUGACCCGGCAUACACGGCCUUUGAAGUGGAGGAGGACGUGGGCACCUUCUCAAUACCCGUGCGGAGGCUGCGUGGGACGCACGGCCGCGUGACAGCCGAGUUCGUCGCUCAGAGCCCCGCCUUGACCCCGGGAGGCGUGGACUUCACCCUGCACGGCGCCUCGGUCACCUUCCAGCACGGACAGAACCUGAGCUUCAUCCACGUCUCGGUCACCGCCGGCGGGGAGAGCGAGCCCCCUGCGGAGCCCCUCCAGAUCCUCCUCACCGCGGCCACGGGCGGCGCGCUCCUCGGGCGCCACCUAGUGAGCAGGGUCACCGUCGCCGCCCGGAGCCGCCCUCCCUCGGGCCUGGUGAGGUUCCUCAACGACAGCGCGAUUUCCCUUCCCAACCCGGAUUCCCCCGAGCCGGUGGCCUUGGUGCUCGAGCGGACUGGAGGAUUCCUGGGAGAGAUCCAGGUGGACUGGGUCAUCGUGGGCCCCAACUCCGAGGAAGCCUUGCCAGCCCAGAACCCGGACUUUGCGGAGCCUGUGGGCGGCUCCUUCUCCUUUGCUGACGGAGAGGGAGGCAGGAGGACCAUCCUUCUGACCAUCUACCCGCAUGAGGACACGGAAGUGGAAGAGACAUUCGAGGUUAAACUGCAGCUUGUGAGAGGAGAAGCCAGAUUAGACUCCAGAGCUAGAGCGGUUACAUUAACAAUACAGAAGUUUGGUGAUCCAAACGGUGUUGUGUCUUUGAUCUCCGAGUCCACAUCUGGGAAGACCUAUUCAGAACCACUGGCUGGGGAAGGGCCUCUGGUCAUAACUUUCUUUGUCAAAAGAGUCAAGGGCACUUUUGGAGAAAUUACGGUUUACUGGGAAUUGAGCAGUGAGUUCGAUAUCACUGGAGACUUCCUUUCCACAAAUGGAGUCUUCACUAUCGCCAAUGGUGAGACCAGUGCCAGUUUUGAUGUCCACCUGCUGCCUGACGACACACCCGAGCUGGAGGAAGCAUACAUGGUCCGGCUGGUUUCCGUGGAAGGAGGGGCAGAGCUGGAUCUGGACAGCAGUGUGGCGUGGUUCUCGGUGUCUGCCAACGAUGACCCUCAUGGGGUAUUUGCCCUCUAUUCAGAGCGCCAGUCGAUACUUAUCGGGCAGAACCUCACACGAUCCAUCCAAAUUAAUAUAACCCGGCUUGCAGGAACUUUUGGCAAUGUGGCUGUUAAAUUGCAAAUAUUGUCCAAGCAUGAAGAACAGCCAGUGGCUGCUGAAAAUGCAGAGCGGCAGCUGGUGUUCGAAGACGGUGCAUGGCAUAAAGUGGACACAGUGCCGAUUGCAAGUCAGGUCUUUCUGUCCCUGGGCUCCAAUUUCACUGUGCAGCUGGUGUCUGUGACACUUGUUAGUGGACAGUUCAACAGCAGGCCAAGGAUUCUGCAGGAAGCCAAGUCGGCCGUCCUUCCUGUCCCUGAGAUUGCUGCCAAUUCUCAGGUUGGAUUUGAAUCCACGGCUGUCCGGCUCACGGACAUCACUGGUGGCACGAGCCAGGUGACCAUCUCCAGGAGCGGCACGUAUGGUGCACUUGCGGUGACCUGGACCACUGGCUACGGUCCUGGGUGGGAAAUCCCUGAGUCUGUGGUCAUUGGCAACAUGACCCCUGUGCUGGGGAGCCUGGCUUUUGCCCACGGUGAAGGGAGGAAGCAGGUGGUGCUGUGCGUGGUGCCCAGGCCGGGCCGGACCGAGGCCUUCGUCCUCCACCUGGCAGGGGUGCGGAGCAGCGCUGCGGGCGGUGCUCGGCUGCGGUCAGGUUUCACCACUGCUGAGAUCGAACCGACGGGCAUCUUCCAGUUCUCCCCUAGUUCCAGAGCCAUCAGGGUUUCAGAGGCCGCACAGCUGGUCCAGUUACAAGUGCAGAGGCUGUAUGGGUUCCAGGGGGACCUCAUCACCAUCUCCUACCAGACAGCCACCGGCAGUGCAAAGCCUGGGGAAGACUUUGAGCUGAUUCAGAGCGGGGAAAUGUUUUUUUACAAGUUCCAAACAGAGACUGAUUUUGAGAUAACCAUUAUUAAUGAUCAGGUUCCUGAGACAGAAGAAACUUUUUAUAUUAAUCUCACUUCCAUUGCAACCAGAGGACUGGAAAAGCAGGAUGCCAAUUGGAGACCUCGCCUGAACCUAGAUUUUAGUGUUGCAGUGGUCACAAUAUUGGAUGAUGACCACCCAGCAAGCACGUAUGCUUCUGUCCCCACGACAGAUGUGGCUGUGGCAGUGAACACCACGCUUAUUCCCAUAAACACCGACGCCACCACACAUCCCGACACAGGCAGGACAGCUGCCACUCCACAGGCAACUGAGAUGGUCGUCAUUGUUACCGAGGCAACUGGUACGUCUGCCACCCCUGGGAAACCUGUCACCCUCUAUGGGACAUCCACCCUGCUGGACAAGCCUGACACAGCCAACGGGUCCAUCCAUGGGACCUUUAGUCUUGGGCCCGCCAUCGUGUAUGUGGAAGAGGAGACGAGGAAUGGCACAUUCAGCACUGCAGAAAUUCUCGUCCGAAGGACAGGUGGAUUUGCCGGCAAUGUCAGUGUCAAGGUUAGAACCUUUGGAGAAAGAUCUGCACAGAAGGAGCCGAGUGCAUUUCCCUUUCAGGAUGCUCAUGGGCUGCUGGCCAACCGGAGCUGGGCAGCAGAGGAGGAGGACUUUGAGGAGCAGGUGCUGACCCUGACAUUUCUAGAAGGAGAAAGAGAGCAGAGAGUGGCGAUUCCGAUUGUGGACGAUGAGGAGCCUGAGGAGCAGGAGUUCUUCUACGUGUUUCUCACAGAUGCUCGAGGAGGAGCACAGAUUAUAAAGGGAAAGGACGAAGCCGGGUUCGCAGCCUUUGCCGUGGUUAUCAUUGAAGGAAGCGACCUGCACAAUGGCAUCGUGGGGUUCAGUGAGCACUCCCAGGGUGAGAUGGAGCUGGGGGCAGGAUCUGAGGAGAGAAGACUGCGCCUGGUCGUCACAAGGCAGCCGAACAGGGCCUUUGAGGACGUCCAGGUCCACUGGCGAGCCACACUGAACGAAUCAGCCGUCAUUCUCCAGAAGGAAGGGGUGAACCUGGAGGAAGAGAUUCUGUCUGUCUCAGGAACCACGACGUGUGCAGCGGGCCAGACACAGUGCUUCAUCAGCCUGGAGCUCAACCCCGAGAAGAUGCCCCCUGUUGAAACGCAUUAUUUCUUCGUGGAGCUCUAUGGGGUCACUGCUGGAGCUGCGAUCAACAGCAGUGCCAGAUUUGCACGGAUUAAAAUCUUGCAGGGCCACGGAGCUCAGAGCCUCGUUUACUUUGCGGCGGGUUCCCGGCUGGCUGUGGCUCAUAAGAAAGCCACACUGCUCAGCCUGCAGGUGGCCAGGGAUGCUGGAACCAGACUGACAGUGUCUGUGAACUUCAGCACCCAGGAGUUGGGGCGUGCUGAAAUGAUUGGCCGGACUCUCCUGUCUCCAGCUGUUUCUGGGAAGGAUUUUGAGAGAACUGAAGGCAUGUUGCUUUUUGAACCCGGCCAGAGAAACACUGUGCUGGACGUCAACCUGAUGCCAGAUACCAGACCUUCCAGUACCUUUCCGAAGCGCUUUCAGAUUGUGCUUUUUAACGCUAAAGGUGGUGCCAGAAUUGACGAAGCAUAUGGGACCGCCAAUGUCACUCUUGUCUCUGACGCAACCUCACAGGCCCUUUGGGAGCUGGCGGAGGAGCUACAGCAGCCCCUGGAGGAGGACACCCUCAGGCGGGUGCUGCAUGGCAUCAGUGUUAAAGUGGCCACUGAGAGCACGGAUGAGCAGCUCAGCGUGGCGAUGCAUUUGAUUGAAAAGAUAACUGUGGAAGGAAGAAAUCAAGCUUUCAGUAUUGAAAGCCGAACUCUUCUCUAUGAGGUCCUUUGUGCUCUCGUUAACCCAAAGCGGAAGGACACCAGAGGGUUCAGCCACUUUGCGGACGUGACUGAGAAUUUUGCCUUUUCUCUGCUGACGGAUGUUCCCUGUGGCUCUGCUGCUGAAAAAAGCAAAACCAUCCUUGACAGUUGCCCCUACUUGUCAAUACUGGCUCUUCACUGGGAUCCCCAGAAAAUCAAUGGGCACAAGUUUGAAGGAAAGGAAGGCGAUUAUAUUCAGAUUCCAGAAAGGUUGUUGGAUGCUCCAGAUGCAAAAACAGUGCCUGGAGAAAGUGCCUGUAAAUUAGUCCAGUUUACAGAGUAUAGCAGCCAGCAGUGGUUUGUAACUGCAAACAGCCUUCCUGCCCUGAAAAGUAAGGUGCUGUCUCUGAGUGUGAAAGGCCAGCACUCACAAGUCCUGGCUAAUAACAACGAAGUUCUCUACAGGAUAUACGCCGCUGAGCCCAGAAUUGUUCCUCAGACGUCGCUCUGUCUCCUUUGGAACCAGGCCACUGAAAGCUGGUGGUCGGACAGCCCCUUGUGCCGCGUGGUGGGGGAUGCUGAGGACUACGUGGACUGCGCCUGCGCACACUUGUCUACCUAUGCAGCCUAUGCACAGAUGCACAACUCGUCUGCGUACAACGAAGCCUUCUUCUCCUCUGGAUUUAUCUGUAUGUCAGGGCUCGGCCUGGCCGUCGUGUCGCACGUCUUCUGCGCCAGGUGCUCCCUGUUGGCAGCAAAGCUCCUGACUCACAUGAUGACAGCCAGCCUGGGCACGCAGAUUGCGUUCCUGGUGUCUGCAUAUGCGAGCCCCCGGCUCUCCGAGGAGGGCUGUUCCGCCGUCGCUGCCAUCACACACUACCUGUAUCUCUGCCAGUUCAGCUGGAUGCUCGUCCAGGCGGUGAACUUCUGGUACGUGCUGGUGAUGAAUGACGAACACGCGGAGCGGCGGCACCUGCUGCUUCUCCUGCUGGGCUGGGGGCUGCCGGCCCUCGCGGUGAUCGUCCUCAUUGUGGUCCUGAGAGGGGUGCACCACCAGAGCAUGCCACAGAUCUACGGCCUUGUGCAUGGAGACCUGUGCUGCAUCCCGAACGUGUAUGCGGCGCUGUUCUCGGCAGGCCUGGCACCCCUGGCGUGCCUGGUGGUGAUCUUUGUGGUGUUCGUGCAUGCCUACCAGGUGAAGCUACAGUGGGCGGCCUACGAUGAUGUCUUCAGAGGGCGGACCAAUGCCACAGAAAUCCCGCUGAUCUUGUACCUCUUCGCUCUGGUGUCGGUAACCUGGCUCUGGGGAGGCCUGCACGCGGCCUACAGGCACUUCUGGAUGCUGGUGCUCUUCGUGCUCUUCAACAGUCUGCAGGGUCUCUACGUGUUCGUGGUGUACUUCGUCCUGCACAACCAGACGUGCUGCCCCAUGAAGGCCAGCUACACCGUGGAGGUGAACGGCCACCCGGGCCCCGGCUCCGCCUUCUUCACGCCGGGGAGCGGGAUGCCGGCCAUGGGCGAGGAGGUCAGCAAGUCCACGCAGAACCUCAUCGGUGCCAUGGAAGAGGUGCCACCGGAUUGGGAGCGUGUGUCCUUCCAGCAGACCAGCCAGGCCAGUCCUGACCUGAAGAGCGGCUCACAGAAUGGCGCCACCUUCCCUUCCCCAGGCGGCUUCAGCCAGGGCUCGCUGACCGCAGAUGAGGAGUCCCAGGAGUUUGAUGACCUGAUCUUUGCACUGAAGACAGGCGCUGGCCUCAGCGUGAGUGACACGGAGUCCGGCCAGGGCAGCCAGGAGGGUGGCGCACUGAGUGACUCGCAGAUCGUGGAGCUACGCCGGAUCCCCAUCGCCGACACACACCUCUGAGCGCCCUGGUGUGCGUGUAUGCGUCCGGAGAGGAAAGUGCCGCUCGGCCCAACCCAUGGAGCUCCGUGCAGGGACGGUGCACGUGCCUGGCAUCUUCAUGCUUUCUAAUCCCCCCACAUACUUGGCUAACUUUGUCUAAUGACAGUGAUCAGUAAAAGCAAUAGGACCCA